Molecule: messenger RNA, 2259 nt
Organism: Limulus polyphemus (Atlantic horseshoe crab)
Lineage: Eukaryota; Metazoa; Arthropoda; Merostomata; Xiphosura; Limulidae
Product: myosin light chain kinase, smooth muscle-like
Exons: 12
Coding region: 255-1262 (335 amino acids)
Biological process (GO): protein phosphorylation; intracellular signal transduction; positive regulation of apoptotic process
Cellular component (GO): nucleus
Molecular function (GO): ATP binding; protein serine/threonine kinase activity
Source: RefSeq, a predicted model, not a curated record
AGGAAGCUGGCAUUGAUAGCACUAGUUGGAAUUAGAAAUAGUUAUAAACGCUUUGAGUAAUUCGUAAUGUUAGGUAAUUAAUGCAUAAAUGUCACAAUCCAACUUUGCCAGAUUUCGAAGACAGUCAUAGUUAACCACACUUCAGAUCUGAAUACGAAAAGGUGUAAAAGGCUGAUACGGGUGGAUGAAAACAAGACGGGAUAAUUUCAGAUUUUCCUGUGUUAGAUUGCAUUUAAAGAAAAGGAUCGCGAAAUAUGAUCUACAUUGACGAAACAGAGCCGGAUCAUGAAGAGUUCGAGCCUGUUUUUGAACAAAGAAAUGUCACAGUAAAACAAGACAAAGAUGUAAAGGAAGAAUAUAACCUCUAUGAGGAAUUAGGAAGAGGAAAAUUCGGAACUGUUUAUAAAUGCGAAGAGAAGGCAUCAGGUCGUGUCCUAGCGGCAAAGUUUAUAACUACCAAUAGAGCUGUUGACAGGAAAGACGUAGAAAGAGAGGUAGAGAUUAUGAGGGUUUUACAACAUCCUCGACUCCUUCAACUUUACGAUGCUUUUGAUGAUGGAAAGAAACAGAUGUGUAUCAUCUUGGAACUGAUUGAAGGUGGAGAACUCUUUGAACGUGUUAUUGAUGACGACUUCGUUUUGACGGAGAAAGUUUGCGCUAUUUUCAUGAAGCAGAUUUGUGAAGGCAUCGGAUAUAUGCAUUCUCAGAACAUUCUCCAUCUGGAUAUGAAACCAGAGAAUGUGCUGUGCUUGUCAAAGACAGGAAACAGGAUAAAGCUAAUAGAUUUCGGUCUUGCCAUAAAAUUUGAUCCACUCAAAAAGAUUCAAAUAUUAUUUGGCACUCCCGAGUUCGUUUCUCCAGAAGUGGUGAACUUUGAUCGUGUUAGUUAUGGAACGGAUAUGUGGAGCGUGGGUGUUAUCUGCUACACACUCCUAUCAGGACUCUCUCCUUUCAUGGGGGACAGUGUUCUUGAAACCAUGGCAAAUGUUACAAAAGCAGCUUUUGACUUCAACGACGAAUCGUUUGAACCAAUCACAGAUGAAGCUAAAGAUUUCAUCUGUCAACUUCUUGUGAAGGAUAGAACAGAAAGAAUGAGUGCCACAAACUGUCUACAUCAUCCAUGGUUGAGAGAAGAUAAAAAGAAAGAAGUAGCACAACUGAAUAAAACCAAACUAAAAAAGUUCGUAACCCGUCGAAGGUGGCAGAAAGCCGUAAAUACGAUUUUGGCAUUGAAGAGGAUGGGAGCGGUGAUCGUACCGUAAGCUUACGAAGAAUUUGGCUGUUAAAAGCAGAGUUUAUUUCAUUGAAUUUGGAAAAAGAGAAAUAUGUGAAAGAAUAACUUCCGCAAGAUUUUCGACUAUUGGCUGUGAUUUUCGGCUUCGUUUUGAUAGAAAGUUUUUAUACUUACCCAUUAAAGAUGUGCAGUUUACUAUUUUUGACUUGAGAAAAGUAACGUUUGUAGUUUUUAUUGCUACAAACCACUUUAAUAUAUUUUGUCUGCCAUGUUAACUAGCCCGAAAUGAAGAUAUUUAAAAAUAUAUAUAUAUAAAGCCAUAUUAAUAGAUUGUAAAAAAUAAACGUUUGUUUAGAUUAUACUCAAUUCACAAUUAGCAUAACUUAUAAAGGUAAAUAUGUAUCUGAUAUUCAUAAUAGUAUUAGCUGCAUAAUUCGUUCAAUUGUGGGAAGAUUAUUAUGUAUAUGAAUUUAGAUCUGUAAAACAAAAUUAUCUCCACUAAAAUAAAACUUCACAACAUUCUGCAUCAGAAAUGGUAGCGCUCUGUCUAUGUCACCAUUUUUUAUAUUUAUAUAUACAUUUAAGCAAUGUAAAAGUAAUCAAUGUUUAUUUUAAAUGUACUUAGUAUGAUUCUGAUGCUUGAUUUGUGUGUGCACUUUGAGAAAUACGUGAGACUAGUAUCGUGUGCAAUGGAUGUUUAAUUAAUUAAAUUAUUCGAAGAUAUAUAAAUCCUUUGUAUAACUUAGAAAAGAGAGCUUUUUCCUUAAAAAUAGUUUACUGAGUUCAUUUAAUAGUAUAAUAAUAACAUUUUUCUCAGAAUAUUAAUUAUAGCUAUAACAAUCACUGCAAAUAUUAAAGGUGGCAAGCUGAAGUAACUGAAGGAAUGUCAGUAUUUUACUUCUAUGUUAGAAUGAUGCUACUUAAAAUUUUCAACUCUGUUCAGUUAUGUCAAAUGUUUGACCUUUUCGAUGUUUUCUCUGCCAUCCAUUUACGUGUGAAGAAUGUUAUUAAAGAAAUAUUUUUAU